AUGUCUUUCCACGGCUCUGCUCAGGACAUCCGCGUCGACGACGGCCACAUCCUCAAGGCCAACCUCGCCAACGUCGACGGUGAGUGGCAGGAGGCUGAGGUCAACCUCAACGACUUCCUCGGCAACAACAACGGCUCCUUCGAGUGGGGUGGAUCCGGCUUCGCCGACUCCGCCGAGGACAUCCACUUCUCCCUUGAGGGCGACAACGUCCCCAUCCUCCGCGCCCGUCUCUUCAACGUCGAUGGUGAGGCCGUCGACGCCGACGUCAACCUGGCUGAGCGCAUCGGCAACGACAACGGCAACUUCUCCUUCGCUUAA
Messenger RNA from Colletotrichum truncatum, 318 nucleotides. RefSeq names its product cyanovirin-n family protein. The record is from RefSeq and is a predicted model, not a curated record. NCBI's taxonomy places the organism in Eukaryota, Fungi, Ascomycota, Sordariomycetes, Glomerellales, Glomerellaceae.